This is a messenger RNA of Colletotrichum fioriniae, 2025 nucleotides long. The record is from RefSeq and is a predicted model, not a curated record. NCBI's taxonomy places the organism in Eukaryota, Fungi, Ascomycota, Sordariomycetes, Glomerellales, Glomerellaceae.
AUGGUCAAGCUCAACCCCCUCGCCGCCGUCCUGGCCGCGGCUUCGCUGUCGUCCCUCGCCUCGGCGCAGACCUACCAGCGCCUCGGGACGUGCCCGGACCUCGGCUGCGUCCUCCCGCCCGACCAGUCCGACUUCCUCCCCGGCCAGACCUUUGACCUCCGCGUCGAGGUCCACGCGCCCGUCAACGGCUCCGAGGCGUUCAACAACGGCGUCCCCGAUGAGGCCUUCACGGCAACCAUUGCCAAGGAGGGCGGUGCCGUCAAGAGCUUGACCGAGUUCUUCGGCCUCGAGGAGCCCAAGCUCGAGAAGUGGUCGUUUGGGUGGUACGAGGACCUCUUUGCCGAGGACGCCAAGCAGAAGAGCGUCGUCAACGUGGCGUCCAAGAUUUGGCGCCGCCUCGCGCUCUAUGAGCCUGGCAACUACGUCGUCACCCUCACGUACUACGACGGCAAGAAGACCACCGCCAACUGGGUCGUGCGACCUCUGGCGACGGAGAAGAAGGCCAAGAAUGUCAUCUUCUUUAUUGGCGACGGAAUGACCACCAACAUGGUCACUGCCGCCCGUCUUCUCGGUCACAAGAGCAUCAAUGGAAAGUACCAGACCAGCUUGGCUCUCGACAAGUUCCCCGUCAUUGGUCACCAGAUGACCCAUUCCAUUGACAGCUACAUUACCGACUCUGCCAACUCGGCGUCUGCGCUGUACUCUGGUCACAAGAGCACCGUGAACGCCAUGGGUGUCUACGUCGACUCUUCCCCCGACGCCUUUGACGACCCCAAGGUCGAGACUAUUGUCGAGCUGAUCCACCGUAUCUGGGGCUCCGCCUGGGGCGCCGUCUCCACGGCCUUCAUCGCCGACGCGACACCCAUCGCCCUGACGGCGCACACCCGCGCCCGGUCCCUGUACGGGCCCCUGAUCGACCAGGCCCUCAACGGCAUCACAAACUACACCUGGACAAAGAUGACCGGCCCGGACGUCUACCUCGGCGGCGGCGCCGAGCAGUUCUACCCGGGCAAGGGCUCCUACCAGGGCAAGGACUACUAUGCCGCCUUCGCCGACAAGGGCUACAGCGUCGCCCUCAACAAGACGUCGCUCGAAGCCGCCGACCCCAACGAGCGCAUCCUCGGCAUCUUUACUCAGGGCAACCUCCCCGUCUGGCUCGACCGUAAUGUCCUCACGGAGAACCUGGCCAAGCUGAGCAACGAUCCCACGGGCAAUAAGAGCGCCGCCGCCGAUGUUCCCGGGCUCAAGGAGAUGACGCUCAAGGCCGUCGAGACGCUGCACAACCGCGGAGGCGAGCGGGGCUUCUUCUUGAUGUCCGAGGCCGCGUCCAUCGAUAAGCAGAUGCACGCCCUCGACUACGACCGCGCGCUGGGCGACCUGCUCGAGCUCGACGACACCGUCAAGGCUACGCUGGAGAAGCUCGAGGAGCUCGGCAUUCUUGAAGAGACCCUCGUCGUCGUUUCGUCCGACCACGGCCACGGCUUUGACAGCGUCUUUGGCAACGCCGACACAAAGUACCUAGCUGAGCAAAAAGACGACCGCACAAAGCGCAAGGCCGUCGGCGUCUACGCAAACUCGGGCCUGUCGCAGUACACCGUCGAGCAGCCCGGCGUCUCGUACAACACGGGGCCCAACUUCCCGCUCAACUGGUCCCCGCGCUACGCCAUCGCCGCGGGCUUCGGCGCCAACCCAGACCGCCGCGAGGACUACAAGGUCCACGCCGACGGCGCGCGCACCCCGGCCGUUGCGGCGACGAAUACCACGGACUACUACGCCAACCCCAAGGACGCCGUCGACGGGUUCGUCGUGAAUGGCACGCUGCCUACUAACGAGGCGCAGGGCGUGCACUCGUUGACGGACGUUGCUGUGUGGGCGAGGGGACCCUGCCAGGAGACGUUUGGUGGGACGUAUAGCAACAUUGAUGUUUUCUACAAGAUGGCGAAUUGUCUUGGUCUCGCGCAGCCUAGGAAUGCGACGGCGCCUGGGGCUGGGUGUGCGAGGAAGGCUAGGGCUCUCCAUGCUUGA